This is a messenger RNA of Drosophila virilis, 1967 nucleotides long. RefSeq lists its product as uncharacterized. Lineage: Eukaryota; Metazoa; Arthropoda; Insecta; Diptera; Drosophilidae. The record is from RefSeq and is a predicted model, not a curated record.
UUAUUUUAAGCCGAAUACGAUGAAACCGAAUGAAAGAUUCAGAUGGGGAACUAGAAAAUGUUAUCGCAUUUACUUGGCGGCAAUUCUCUUCUGCGUUUCGGUAUAUUAUAUCAUUAGCACCGUAAUACCGUAUGGCGACACCGAGCAUGAAAUCGCAGAGGGUUAUUUUGUGAAUACGUCGGGAUGUCGCAUGAUGGCUCUGAAUCCGCUGCCAAUGGAAUCGGCAACCUACUUACUUCGAGUUGAACCUAAGAACUGCAACAGACAUCAACUUUUUAAGGCCGGAACGAUUCAUAGGAAGAUCUACCUGAUACGGACAAUGUCGAACAAGAAGAUAUUAAGUGCCUGGAAAGUGAAAAACGUUUCGGAUAUUGUCUGCGUAUACAAAACAACGCAACGAUACGAUGAUUUUAGAAACAUAUACGUUACAAAAAGAAUCAUCCGUUUGAGCAAUCAAACAUUCGCAAUUGGUGUUGAAGAUAGUACCAGAAUACUGCGAAUCCGAUGCACUGAUGGCCAUAACGCUACGCUUUAUCAUGAUGUUCAUUUCUUUCUACAAUCGCAAUUCAAAAAUCGUCCGAAAAAAAGGUCGGAUCGUUUAUCUGUUAUGAUUAUUGGCAUCGAUUCGCUCUCACACAUGCAUUAUCUGCGCACAAUGCCCUUCUUGGGUUCCUAUAUCAGCCGAUUGCCACACGUCGAGUUUUGGGGCUACAACCGCGUAGGGUCAAACUCUUACCCCAAUCUGGUGCCCCUGCUCAGUGGCAUGAACGUCGAACAGCUUGAAGCUGCCUGCUAUGUUGGCCACGAGAACUACGACGAAUGCAAAUUUCUGUGGAAGCACUUUAAGCUGUCUGGCUACAGAACGAGUUUCGCCGAAGACACCAGAGUGGGCGGCACAUUUAAUUACGUGAAAAAGGGUUUUUAUCGCCAACCAACGGACUUUUAUCUGCGACCCGUAAUGCUAGAAAUCGAUAGUCACACACGCUACAGCAUUGAUCUACGCGAUGACAUUCACUGCACUGGAAGCCGCAAGUAUGGAGAUAUACUGCUCGAAUUUAUCAACAAGCUGAUACCAAAUAUAGCAGAUGAGCUGCACUUUUCAUUCUUUUGGCAGAGCCAGGGGGUGCAUGACUACUUCAACUAUGCCCAGUUGUUGGACGAGAAAUACCUGAAAUUAAUGCAAGUCCUCAACAAUACACGCAUUUUGAACGACACCUUGGUACUCCUGAUGUCCGAUCAUGGAAUACGGUUUGGUUCUUUUCGCCAGACCUACCAGGGAAUGCUAGAAGAAUCGCAGCCUCUUCUGAUAGCUCUGUUUCCCAAAUGGUUAGAGAAGGCUUACCCGGCAGCCAUAUCUAACCUUCGAUAUAAUGCCCAUAGUCUUGUCACAACCUUCGAUUUACAUGUGACCCUCAAGGACUUGACCAAUUUGAAGCUGCUGCACAAUAGCAAUAUUGAAAAACGAACGGCGGCACUUCGGAAGCUAGGCAACAAUAUACCACGAGGUAUUAGCCUGUUUCUACCCAUACCGAAGGUGCGAGAUUGUGCAUUGGCCGGCAUUCCAGCCUCCUAUUGUCUCUGUCAUAGUUUAAGCUCGUUAGCUACUGCCGACGUCAGAUCCCAGCGUGCUGCUUCGUUUGUGGUGAAGAGUAUCAAUGCCAUUAUAAGAAGUGAGAAACUUUGCCAGAUAUUGCAGAUAAAAGAAGUGCAAGCGGCGUAUUUGCUAAAUCGAAAUAAUGAUCAUUACGAGUAUGAGGUUAAGGUGCGAAUCCAGACGACUCCGGGAGAAGGGCUUUUUGAAGGAACUACCAGAUUUACUGGCGAUUUAUUGGCGCUGAAUGGCGCUGUUCUUCGAAUUAACAAAUAUGGCAAUCAAUCAUACUGUGUGCACAACUAUCUCAUUGAAAUGUAUUGCUAUUGUUUAUAAAACAGUUGGAGGAACAUAAAUAAACCAAGGUAUCUCCAUA